AGAGAGAGAGAGAGAGAGAGAGCGCAAGGAAGAGGAAAUUGAGACCACUUUCAAACUACUCUUUUUUUUCCACCUCUCUUUUUAAAACUGUAUGUCCAGCCUAUCUCGCUCUCACUUCUGUGUUGACAGACACUUGAAAGUUUGACAAACUUCACAGCCAUGCAGUAACCACAGUGCAACAGGUGACAAAUAGACAGAUCAGGACAGAAGAAAAGGAGACAGCACCGUGACUGGGACACUGACCCCCCCUCCCCCACCCCCCCCCAACAGUUCCUCUUUUCACUGCCAGACUGACUCGCUGGUUUAGGGUCUCCACCGCAGGACAGAAGGGGACAAAACGCCACCUGCUUCUCCUGCAGCUGUGCGUGAGAACAAGGCCGAACAUUCAGCCACACACAGCUAGACCUCUUGAGUGCCAGGAUCUCUGGAUUGGCAGUGUAUGUGAUUUGUGCGUCUCCACUGGCUGUCUGGAAAAGAAUUCGAACAAUCUCUGUCAGGUGCCUCACGGUGAGAUCAGCGUAGUGUGAGCGAGAGCCCCGACAGGGUCAUAGGUUGGGGUCAGAGGUCGUGGACAUGGCAACACAGGGGCUGGCGGCCCGGCUCUUCAUGCUGUUGGCCGUGGUUGCUGUGGCUCAUGCCUCCAUCUUCCUGUCCAAUCAGAGGCUGAAACCUCGAUCCCAGCGAGACCGUCGCAACAUCCGUCCCAACAUCAUCCUCAUCCUCACAGAUGACCAGGACAUUGAACUGGGCUCCAUGCAGGUCAUGAAUAAGACACGGCGGAUCAUGGAACAGGGUGGAACGCACUUCUCCAACGCCUUUGUCACCACACCUAUGUGCUGUCCGUCACGCUCUUCUAUGCUGACUGGGAAGUAUGCCCACAACCACAACACCUACACUAACAAUGAGAACUGCUCCUCGCCCUCCUGGCAGGCCCAACAUGAGCCCCGCACCUUUGGAGUUUACCUCAACAACACUGGCUACAGGACAGCAUUCUUUGGGAAGUAUCUGAACGAGUAUAAUGGGACAUAUAUUCCUCCGGGCUGGAGAGAGUGGGUCGCCAUGGUAAAGAAUUCCCGCUUCUACAACUACACCCUCUGCAGGAAUGGCGUCCGAGAGAAACAUGGCUUUGACUACUCAAAGGACUACUUGACAGAUCUCAUAACCAACGACAGCAUUAGUUACUUUCGCAUGUCUAAGAAGAUCUACCCUCACAGACCUGUGCUGAUGGUGAUCAGUCAUGCUGCCCCACAUGGCCCAGAGGAUUCGGCCCCUCAGUACACCACCGCCUUCCCCAAUGCAUCACAGCACAUAACGCCCAGUUAUAACUACGCCCCUAAUCCGGACAAACACUGGAUUAUGCGCUAUACCGGUGCCAUGAGGCCCAUUCAUAUGGAGUUCACCAACAUGCUGCAGAGGAAGAGGCUGCAAACCCUGCUGUCCGUGGAUGACAGUGUGGAGAAGAUUUAUAACAUGCUAGUGGACACCGGGGAGCUGGACAACACAUAUGUGAUCUACACGGCUGACCACGGAUACCACAUCGGUCAGUUUGGACUGGUCAAGGGGAAAUCCAUGCCAUAUGAGUUUGACAUCAGAGUUCCCUUUUACAUCCGUGGCCCGAACGUGGAGGCAGGAGGCAGCAACCCCCACAUGGUGUUGAACAUUGACUUGGCCCCCACCAUCUUGGACAUUGCUGGGAUAGACAUUCCACCAGACAUGGACGGCAAGUCCUUCCUCAAACUUCUGGACACUGAUCGUGUCAUGAACAGGUUCCAGUUCAACAAGAAAGGAAAAGUGUGGAGAGACUCGUUCCUGGUGGAGAGAGGGAAACUGCUGCAUAAAGUGUUGAAUGAUGAGAAGAAUAUGGCCGAGGAGGAGAACUACCUGCCCAAAUACCAGCGUGUGAAAGACUUGUGCCAGCGUGCUGAGUACCAGACGCCAUGUGAACAGAUCGGUCAGAAGUGGCAGUGUGUGGAAGAUGCCACAGGGAAGCUGAGAUUAUCUAAAUGCAAAGGAAUGGCCAGUCUGUCCACCGUGAGCAAGCCGUCUUUAACCAGCAUAAAAUCACAGAUGUACCUUCAGAGCAUGAGCGUUGAUGUCAGUGUGAACUCUGAGCCCCAAGGCUGCAACUGUGAGCCCAAAACGUACAGACUUGGCACAUACUCAAAGAGUAAACUGUUCUCCAAAAAGAAACUGAAAUCAUUGAAGAACUACUCUAGGAACCGCUACACCCGUGCUGUCUCCAUUGAGAUGGGGGAAGAUCUGUAUGCAGUGGACUUGGAUCAUGAAUACAGAUCCGUAGGCCCUAGGAACCUCAGCAUCGGACAGAACACAGCAGAUGAGGGCGAGUUCAGUGGCAUGGGACCGACUGCAGUCAGCCUGACCAGUAACAGUCUGAGUGUGCCCUCCUCUAUUAAAGUCACUCACAGGUGUUUCAUUUUGGCCAAUGAAACAGUGAAAUGUGAUGUUGGUCUGUACAAAUCACUGCAAGCAUGGAAGGAUCACAAGCUCCAUAUCGACCAUGAAAUCGAAACACUCCAGACGAAGAUUAAGAACCUGCGUGAGGUCAGAGGCCACCUGAAAAAGGCACGACCUGAGGAAUGUGACUGCAACAAAUACUAUUACAAGUCCAAAUACAAGAGUAAACUGAGAAAAUACAAAACAGGAAGUGUCCAUCCAUUCAGGAAAGGGCAGGAAAAGGAUAAGAAGGCCUGGUUAUUGCUGGAACAAAAGCGCAAGAAGAAACUCAGGAAGUUGUUGAAGCGUCUGCGUAACAAUGACACCUGCAGCAUGCCCGGCCUUACCUGCUUCACACAUGACAACCAACACUGGCAGACCGCUCCGUUCUGGACAUUGGGGCCAUUUUGUGCGUGCACCAGUGCAAAUAACAACACCUACUGGUGCAUGAGGACAAUUAAUGAUACGCACAACUUCCUGUUCUGUGAAUUUGCCACUGGAUUUCUGGAGUACUUUGACAUCAACACAGAUCCUUAUCAGUUGGUGAAUGCAAUCAAUACACUGGACCGGUAUGUGCUUAAUCAACUGCAUGUUGAGCUCAUGGAGCUCAGAGGCUGUAAGGGCCACAAGCAGUGUAACCCCCGCACACGCAACCUGGAGAUGGAGGACAAAUUUGGGAAGGAUGGGAAGGAUAGGACCUGGAAAGAGGAAGUCCUGGAAGACACUGACCUGUUUCCUGGGGAGUCGAACUGGUCAGAACUUGAACCUUUGUACAGACUUGAUGAGCACGCCUAUGAUCUCAAACUCAACUUCACCCUCAGCCUGGAAGACUGGGCUCAUUUCAGCCGCUCUGUGGAUCACAUGUUCACCCUCCUCAGCAAUGACAACCAGCCCUACUCUCCGCCCCGCCCAAUGGAUGGAGAGACAGGACGAGGCCAUGCCCUGGUGUCCUCCUCCAGCCAUUCCGCUUCAGCCAUCUACCUGACCACUCUGGCCACACCCGCUCUUUUGUUGAAGGAGGCAGGCGCUGAGGUUUUGAGAGGCGCUUUGGGGCUUAAUCAGGGGGGACGUACCUCUUCUUCUUCUUCUUCUUCUUCUUCUUCUUCUUCUUCUUCAUCAUCAACACAUGCCCUGCCACAUGUUCGGUCGGAGGUGGCUCCUCCCGAGCACCUAAAUGAGCUGAAAGGGGACAGACGAAAAGAAGGAUUGGAGACAGAGGGGAGGGACAGUGAUGAGGAGGAAGAGGCGGAGCUUACUAACAGGAGACGGACAGGAAGGUUAAGCUCCACCCACUGUGACUGCAAUGAUAUUUUAGAGGCAACGGUUUGACUCUCGUUUAGCAUUCCUCUUUCUUAUUCCCUCCCUCUUCAGACAUCUGAAAAUAAUUUUUCAGUUUAAUGAAGAAAUGGAAGGUUUAAUGCCAGCGUACAAUCCUUCUGUUUGUUUUUCUCCUCGCUCCAUUUCCUCUGUUAACAACCGGCCUCAGAAGAGCUGCAACACUCCCAGCUACUUCCCAGCUACUGUCAGUCCAUUUUCCCAAAACUGGCCAUGAGAUCAACUAGGCUUUGAACAGAGCACAUCUUUUUAUCUUUUAACUUUGAAAGAAUUCUCACUUUGUUUUUAUUCUUUUGUCUUUUUUCGAAGUGGGAUUUGGGAAAGGGUGGGGGGUUAAGCCACCUUUUCACUGUCUCCGACACUCGCUUAAUACUGUUGCAUUUCGCCCAGUAGUGGCAGUCGUGAUAACCUUUCAGUUCUGUUGCAAUAGAUUGUAUUCGAAAAACUCGUUGCCAGAGCACCCGGAUUGUCAAUCGAUUUUUUCAUUAUAUGCCGAUUAUUUAAUUAAUAAUAAAUCUAUCUACGUGUAUAUCAGACGCUUUUGGAUCUCGCUGGUACUCAGCAUCAUAAACACCAUGUUUUUAGAACGCUGUGGCAAGUUAAAAUUAGUUUCAUCUUUGAAUUCGUAAAAGCACAAAGAAAGUUCACACUUAAAUUGCUCCGAUGGUAGGAAAAUACAUACUUUUAUUAUGGAAUUUACUUAUGGGCCAGUGGGCAUGAUUACUUUUUUUAUUAAUGCUUUUUUUAAUGUUAUUUUUAUAUAAUUAAUCACACAACGUGUAAAAUCGACAACCCUAAUAGAAGUAUCAAAAAAUUUAAAUGAAACUUAGGAAGGUUGGUUUUGUGCGGGGUUUGUGACCAAGAUCUCAUGAAUAACAUUAUUGUGUGUGAUUCUUUUUUUUAGCACAUGGAAGAAUUCAAUUAAAUUUAUUAAUAUUCACUCAGUAUUUUAUUAAUAUUAUUGCUGUUACUACAGUUGUUUUUAUGAUAAUUAAUAAUAAUAAAUAGAAAAACAAUUAUUCAACAAAGGAAGUACAAAUUCAUAAAUGACACAUGUAUACAUCUAUUCACACAUUUAAUUACAAAUGACUUGUGAUAUAUUUGCAAUGUAAAUGUUCUUUUCUGACUUGUACAUUCAUAGCUGUCCAUUCUACAGCAGUAUCAAGCAUUUAGAAUAAAGUUUAGGACACAUAUUUUUAUAUAUAUAUUUCUCACUUCGCAGUCAUAGUUUUAAAUGGAACACACUGCAUUUGGUCUAGUCGCACAAGUUAAAAUAUUCCAACGCAUCCCAAGCUCAAAUUGGAUCCAAAUAUUCCACAUCCGCAGAUGGAUGGAACUCCACGCAGUCUCUGUGUGACUCUACAUUGGAAAUGUAUGACUUCCAAUCUUUGUCUGGUUUGUCAGAUGCAGUGAAAAGGUGGCUUAAUAUUCAUUGCAGUAAAAACAGAGUAAACCUUUGUUGAAUAACAAAGAAUGAGUUGUUGUGUAUAGUUUGCACCAUAGUCCUUGAAGGCUGCUUCUACCUUGCUUGGUGUCUCUUGAACGUUUGUCUCUAUUUGAAGGUGUCUCCCGACUCCCUUUGUGAGACAUUGUCAUAUACAGCCUUACAAAUUCACUGAAUAACACCUCAAAAUACUGUUGGUCAAUGGUAAAUAUGUGCAUGUGUGCGUUUGUGUGUGUGUGUGUGUGUGUGUGAGGGCGGGUUUGGGUGGUUUGCGAAGACAAACUGGUAAUUACAAGGGUAUUAUGCUAUAAAUGUGGUUUAUGAGGACAUUUCUAGUGUCCCCAUAAAUCAUACUAAAUGAUGUUUUAUUGAAAAUGUAAAAAUGCAGAAAGUUUUUUGUGAGGGUUAGGUUUAGGGGUAAGGUUAAGGUUAGGGGAUAGAAUACAAAGUUCGUACAGUAUAAAAAUUAUUAUGUCUAUGGAGAGUCCUCAUAAGGAUAGCCGCACCAACAUGUGUGUGUGUGUGUGUGUGUGUGUGUGUGUGUGUGUGUGUGUGUGUGUGAGAGAGAGAGAGAGAGAGAGAAUGGAGCUUCAGAUUUCAAUUGUUGCUCCUGAUGUAUGUUACAAAGUCAUUUGGUUUACACUUGUUUGUUUUGUUUUUUUGGAUAGUAAAUAUUGUGGCACAUCUUGUGUCUUUGCUGCUUGUUGCAGUACUAUGAGUUUCUUUUGAUGAAUCAGUCAUUCAAUCCCAUAAUCUGUGUUUGGCUGACAAAAAAUGUGGUAUGUUGACCCCCUAGCACACGACAAAUAAAGAUUUGAUGUAUUGAUAAUGCCGUCAUAUUUGUAACCCUAGCUUGUUCUUAAAGACAUUUUGCUAUACACAACGCUACUAAUAUCAGAGCAACUAUAUUAAAUGGAUGUAUG
This is a messenger RNA of Myxocyprinus asiaticus (Chinese sucker), 6156 nucleotides long. RefSeq names its product extracellular sulfatase Sulf-2-like. Gene Ontology annotation, cellular component: endoplasmic reticulum; Golgi apparatus; plasma membrane. Gene Ontology annotation, molecular function: calcium ion binding; glycosaminoglycan binding; N-acetylglucosamine-6-sulfatase activity. NCBI's taxonomy places the organism in Eukaryota, Metazoa, Chordata, Actinopteri, Cypriniformes, Catostomidae. The transcript has 21 exons. The record is from RefSeq and is a predicted model, not a curated record. Bases 574 to 3783 code for a protein of 1069 amino acids.